Molecule: messenger RNA, 1222 nt
Organism: Annulohypoxylon truncatum
Lineage: Eukaryota; Fungi; Ascomycota; Sordariomycetes; Xylariales; Hypoxylaceae
Exons: 2
Coding region: 167-934 (255 amino acids)
Source: RefSeq, a predicted model, not a curated record
GGCUAUUCUCUUCGAGUACGACAUCAUCACCACCUUUGCCGGCCCCAACAUCAUUCGCUAAUUUAUAUCUAUAAGGGCUCGCCCCAACUCACCGUAGGUAAGAAAUGUAGUUGUCUCAAGUUAUCAUCUUUCUAUUUAGUAUCGAUUCAUUUCGACGAGCUUGAAGAUGCUUCGACUUACCCUUGCUGCCCUAGGGCUUCUGGCCGUUAAAGCUGGAGCGCAAUGUACUCGGGAAGACCUCAUCGCUGCUACCGACAGCCUCCUAGCAGCACAGACCGCAGGAACACCCGACGCCGUAGCUCCACUUGCUGACACCGUCGCAUACCUGGAAGCGUUCGAGACAGCCGAUAUCACGACCGGCAUCCUGUCACAGCCUCUAAAAAUUGACUUCAACCGCAGUCUUCACGAUACCACCCAAUGCGCGACGUACACCGAGAUCAUCGUCACGGACCCAACUCACCCGUACGUAUUGGGAACGCAGAUGCGCUUCGCAGACGGCAAGAUCGCGAACAUCAGCACUCUCGUGACCGACCAAGGCGACUGGCUCUUCAACGCUACCGGCACUUACUACUGGGCCUCCCGAGAAAACUGGGACCCGAUCCCGGAGGACCAGCGCGACACCCGAGAAGUGAUUCAAGCCGCUGCCGACGCCUACGCCGAUCUCUUUAACGAUAAAUCCGUGGAAGUUCCCUGGGGCCAUCCGUGUGCUCGUCUCGAAGGUGGCGCCUACACUGGAACAGGCUCAGAAAACGACAGUUGCAACGUCGGCGUUCCUAGUGGUGUCUCGUUAACUAACCGUCGCUAUGUCAUUGACGAGACGCUCGGUGCUGUCGACGUCUUUAUUGACUUUGCGACUGUCCCCGAUAGCCACGAAUUCCGAGUGGAGAAGGGCCAGCUUCGAUUUGUCCACACUCUGACUGUGAUGGGAGGUUAAAAUCGAAUAUUCUAAAUUGAUAGUUCUCCGUAUCUUGGUUAGCCUAACUUUUGGCAGAGGACAUGCGUGUAGGGUUUACUUAGGUAUGGGUAGGUAAAUAAAACAUCGCACGUCGAACAAUAAAAUCUGGAUUAUGUCAGAGUCAUUCCGCAUAAUAAUUAGUAGUUAAUUCGUUGACAGAUGACUCAAUGAGUGCCGUAGAAAUAGGGGGUUAUGGUUUAAGCCACAGUUGCCCACUAACUUAAUAUUAUGCUUAAAUCGAAUCGUUUCUAUAUCGCGUAUAUAAAG